Messenger RNA from Trichoderma harzianum CBS 226.95, 1350 nucleotides. Its product is annotated as glycoside hydrolase family 6 protein. The transcript is spliced from 3 exons. The coding region runs from base 24 to 1214 and encodes 396 amino acids. Gene Ontology annotation, biological process: cellulose catabolic process. Gene Ontology annotation, molecular function: hydrolase activity, hydrolyzing O-glycosyl compounds. Lineage: Eukaryota; Fungi; Ascomycota; Sordariomycetes; Hypocreales; Hypocreaceae. The record is from RefSeq and is a predicted model, not a curated record.
GUUCUUCCACUCGCGCCUCGUCGAUGACUUCUCGGGUGUCGUCAGCAACAUCGACUAGAUCAAGCGCUUCAACGCCCCCUCCUGCCUCUUCAACUACACCAGCGCCGCCAGUCGGAUCGGGAACGGCAACAUACUCGGGUAACCCCUUUGCUGGAGUCACGCCUUGGGCCAAUUCCUUUUAUGCCUCUGAAGUCAGCACUUUGGCAAUUCCAAGCUUGACAGGAGCCAUGGCCACUGCUGCGGCCGCUGUGGCAAAGGUUCCAUCUUUCAUGUGGCUAGACACUCUGGAUAAGACUCCCUUGAUGAGCUCCACGUUGUCGGACAUCCGUGCCGCAAACAAGGCUGGAGGCAACUACGCUGGACAAUUUGUGGUCUACGACCUGCCGGAUCGUGACUGUGCCGCCGCUGCUUCCAAUGGUGAAUAUUCCAUCGCUGAUGGUGGCGUGGACAAAUACAAGAACUACAUCGAUACCAUUCGUGGAAUCGUCACUACCUUUUCCGACGUUCGCAUCCUUUUGGUUAUCGAGCCCGACUCUCUUGCAAACCUGGUUACUAACCUCGCCACUCCCAAGUGCUCAAACGCCCAAUCUGCAUACCUGGAAUGCAUUAAUUACGCCAUCACGCAGCUGAACCUUCCAAAUGUUGCGAUGUACUUGGAUGCUGGCCACGCUGGAUGGCUUGGAUGGCCAGCAAACCAAGACCCAGCUGCCCAGUUGUUCGCAAAUGUUUACAAGAAUGCGUCAUCUCCUCGAGCCGUCCGUGGACUGGCCACUAACGUGGCUAACUACAAUGCGUGGAAUAUUACUACUCCCCCUUCAUACACUCAAGGAAACGCUGUUUACAAUGAGAAGCUGUAUAUCCAUGCCAUCGGACCCCUUCUUGCCAACCACGGCUGGUCAAACGCUUUCUUCAUCACUGACCAAGGUCGGUCUGGCAAGCAGCCAACUGGGCAGCUUGAGUGGGGUAACUGGUGCAAUGCUGUUGGCACUGGAUUUGGUAUCCGCCCUUCUGCCAAUACUGGAGACUCACUGUUGGAUUCAUUCGUCUGGGUCAAGCCAGGUGGCGAGUGUGACGGUACUAGCAAUAGCAGUGCACCACGAUUUGAUUAUCACUGCGCUUCUGCAGAUGCUUUGCAGCCAGCACCUCAAGCCGGUUCUUGGUUCCAGGCUUAUUUCGUGCAGCUUCUUACGAACGCGAACCCGUCAUUCCUGUAGGUCGAUUGACCGUGGGGCUUCAUAAAAUGUGUUCGGAUGAUUGAGUUUCUAUUUGAUGGAUCCUAUAUAUAUUUCAGGUACCAGCAGCUGGUCGAUAGGUCAGAAAUACAUAACUUGAUGGCUGAUAUAUAGUCAA